Molecule: messenger RNA, 2866 nt
Organism: Toxotes jaculatrix (banded archerfish)
Lineage: Eukaryota; Metazoa; Chordata; Actinopteri; Toxotidae
Exons: 18
Coding region: 141-2087 (648 amino acids)
Molecular function (GO): protein binding; RNA binding; metal ion binding
Source: RefSeq, a predicted model, not a curated record
AAACCGACGGCAACGACAGCGCCGCAAAGCAACACACCAAACGCGGAAAAGAAAGGAAACAGUCGUCGCAGUAUCUCAACAUUUGCCAGCAAGACAUUCACAUUUUACCGUUUAACACAGACGAGGAAUAAGUUAACACCAUGUCAAGAAGGAGGGAACUUGUUAGAGGUGGCUCGUCUCUUCCCAGAAUCCGAGAGAACUCUAGACUUAUGAACACACACGAAUCCAUGAUAGAUUAUUUAAAUGGACGCCAUCAUGCAGACUCUUUCCUCCAUUUCUUUGCCUCUGGUUUAUUUGGAGGUUUAGAUUUUAGGUUAUUUGACCUCCAAGAUGACCUCGUAUAUACAGACGAUGAUGACGACGACGAUGAUGAUGAUGAUGAUGAUGAUCGUUUUUAUCCACGCAGUGCCACUCACAGGCCUUUAGAACCACAUCCACAAAUAAGACAGCUCACUGAUGAGGAGGCUGAAAAACAUACAAAAGCACUAAUAGCAGAAAAUGAGCGUCGUAAGGAGAAAACUGAGAGGAACAAGCGUAAAAAAAUGCGUAAAAAAGAAAAGAAACGGUUAGAAAAGGAGAACGCAGUUAAAGACAAUUUACCUGAGGAAGAACAAGGCAAGUCUGACUCCUCAGAAAAUCUGGAAGAAAAUCCUAUUAUUGAAAGUAAUGCAGAAGCAAACGAAUCUCCUGAAUGUGGUAAAACUCAAAAUGCAGCUGAGGCUGCAGGAUGUGAUGAAAGCAGCGGUGAUAGCAAAAAAGAAGAAAAUCUUGUGAUGAUGAAUAAGAAAGAAGAAGAGGAGGAGGAGGAGCAAAAGGAUUUGGAUUUCAAUAAUUCAUAUGCUUCUAAUGCUGAAUCGGUGCCUGAGAAGUCCUGUAGCCAGAAGCCUGCAAAAGAAAGAAAAAAGGCAAAAAGUAAAUUAGUGGAAGAUCAGCCGCUCGAGGAGGAGAAGCCGAAAGUUGUGGAAAAACCUGAAGUUCAAAAGGAAAAGGAAAAUAAACACGAACCACAUAAAGAGGAAACGGUGGAUCCAACUGCAGAGGAGUAUGCAAAAAGAAGCAGAGAGCUGGCUGCUACAGGAAAUCGUUUGGCGGCCUCUGGACAGUAUGAGAUGGCAGUGAAGUGCUUUACUGACGCCAUUAAAUUCAACCCAAAGGAAUUCAGGUUGUUUGGAAAUCGGUCCCUCUGUUACGAAAGAAUGCAGCAGUAUGAAAACGCGCUCAGGGAUGCUGAUCUAGCGCUCUCCAUGGAGCCAAACUGGAUAAAAGGUUUAUUUAGGAAAGGGAAAGCUCUGUGUGGGAUGAAGAAAUACUAUGAGGCCUCGCUGAUCUAUAGGGAGGUGCUGGAGCUCGAAGGUUCGAGCGCUGAAGCCAUGCAGGAGCUGAAACGAGCACAGACGCUGCACCUCAUGGAAAUGGGUUUCACCUGGGCACAGAGCACUGAGGCCUUGAAAACUCACGCCACAUUAGAGGAAGCAGUUGAGGCUCUGUUCUCUGGUGACAGUAACCAGGGUCCCGGAGACGCCGCCGCCAGUACGGACAAUACGGACCAGCUGGUGGUGCAGGAAGAAAAUGACGAUGAGGGAGAGUGGAUUGUGCUACAGACGAGCCGUCCCAGAAUGCAGCAGGUCAAAGAGUCUGAUGCUCUGGUGCAAAGCAGAUCGAAGUCUCAGUCGCCAACUCCUCGUUCAAGGAAUUCUGUGAAACCGGAGCUUUUCUCGAUUUGGGUUGGAUCCUUGGCUCCUUCUGUCACCUACGCAAUACUUCACGAGCUGUUCAGCAGAGUCGGGGCAGUCUACGGCAUCAAGAUGCUGCUGGAACAUCAAUGUGCCUUUGUGAACUACACAAGACAGGAAGACUGCGACAGAGCCAUCCAGUGUUUUAAUGGAAUGGUGGUAGAGGGGGCACCACUGUCUGUGCGAUAUCCCAGUAAAGGCCACCUUGGACACGCAGGCUCAUACAAGAAAGAGUGCUUUUUCUGGAGGACCACAGGCUGCACGAGGCAGGACUGCACGUACAAACAUGUCCCAGAGCACAAGAGCAUCGACAAGGACAAAUUCACCAGUAGACUGGGACAUUUUAACGUGUAGGGAAAUAAAAUAUGAUGAGAAAACUGCUGUGAUGGCCCACCAAUCCUGUAUGAGUACAAUGGACACACCAAACUUCAUUAUACUGCUGUAUACUGGUAAUAAUUCAUGUGCCUUUUAUAGAUACAUUUAAUGUUUGCAUCAAGCUAUGAGCAUUCCUUUGAAGUUUUGAUUGUUUGGGAUCUAAUCUGUUUAAAGAUUGUGCUAAAACAUUUUAUUUUUAUUUUUAUUUUUUUUUUAACUUUGUUGCAUGAUGUUUUAAAACAGAUUUUUCUGUUAACUUUCAGUCACCACUAGGUGGCAGCAUUACUUUUAUCCCAUAACUUUAGAGGCUGUGAUGGAUGAGUAGUUAUGAUACAGGCACAUUUAAUGGGCCGAGUUCACUUUUGAAUCUGUGCUUUGUAAUCAGAUUGCUGGGGCACUGGGUUCCUUUUGUGUGUGUGUGAGGUGGCUAAUGGUUCAGUUCAGUAGUCCUGUGCAUUAUGUGUAAAUUUUGAAAUGGUCAGCCUGUUGGAGGAUCUGUUUACGUGAUGUUUGGAUGCAAACUGUCAUACAGUAAGUGCCUUUUAGUAGCACUAUAGCUGUGGUUUUAUCAUGGGUCAGCCCAGAGGGAAUUAAAGCCUCAGCUCCGAGUGUGUUAACGUCGCACCCGUACACAUAAAGAUAUACAGUGCAAGACCAAAGACUUGGUGUAGGUGGAACAAUAUAGAUAGGCCUGGAUAUGACUCACUACAGAGAAUAAUAAAGUCUUGGUGCUGAAGCACGAUUCGUGAGCGGGAUUA